AUGUCACCUGCUUUCAACUUCAUCACGACGCCUUUUCCAUUCCAGUCCCGGCUGUUAGGCGCGAGACAGGAAGAGUUCUUGAUCGUGGGAAAGGUGGCAAGUUUUCUGAUACUUGCACUGAUCUUGUGGCGAUUAUGGAGGUUCACGGUCUCGCCUUUCUUGCAUCCUGAACGGCCUAAAGAAUUUCCUUAUUGGGUCCCGUGCCAUGGCCGAGCUUUUUUCCAGGACUCGAAUGGGCUGAUUGCUAGGGCUAGAGACCAUUUUCGAUAUACGCAAGAGCCCAUCGCCUUGACGGCGUUCGGCGUAACUUUCUACGUGGUCACGCAAACUAAACAGUCGGCUGAGGUGUAUAAGAACAAAGACACUCUGUCAUUUGAGAACUUUGUUCAAACGCUCAUGAGAAAUAACGGCAACGAAGAAGAUGUCAUUCAGCUCAUGUAUUCCUCUCUCCCGGCGGACAAAUUCGGUUUCCCGAAUCCAUAUGGCGAAUCUCUAGGGGUUCUGGCUCAAAAGAUGCACGCUCAUCAACUUCACCCAGGUGAUCAGUUAGCCCUUCUGCAGAACCAGGUCACUCAGCGUAUAGAUUACCUCUUGCGCUUAGACACGCUUCUCGGAACGUGCAGCCCGUAUGCGACUUCUCGCAGCCCACAGCACAUUGAAUUUCCUCUCUAUAAAUGGUGCUCCGACUACUUCAUCCGUCUCGGUCAGCAUGUCUACUUUGGUGAAACGCUUGAUCAGAUCGAUCCCACUCUUCCAGAGGUAUUCUUGGAGUUCGAUGAGCUGAUCUUCAAGAUGCUGUACCAGUUCCCGAGUUUCUUGUCCCAUGACAUGUCCAAGCCCAGAGCUCAGGUGAUUGCUUCAUUGAAAAAGUACUUUCAGGUGCCCCAGAGCAAGAGAAGAAACAGUGCUGCGUGGCUGAUCAGCGCCAUGGAAGACGAGAUGAGAGCACUCGGAGUUGAUGAUGAUAAUUUGGCUGUAGUGAUUUUCCAUCUUUACCUUGCGAUCAAUACGAAUACAAGGAAGAGCGUCUUCUGGAUGCUGACCUACCUUCUUCAUAAUCCCACCCUUUUGGCUAGAUACCGCCAGGAAACAGGACCUGCUUUCAAGGACGGCGAACUAACUGACGCAUUGUACAUUCAAAACCCUGCCACCUGCCCAGAAGUUGCCAUGAUAUGGCAUGAGACACUCCGGCUCUCUGGCUGGGCAGCUUCGGUCCGGCUGAUCAUGGAAGACACAAUGAUCGGCGGAAAACUCAUGGGCAAAGGUAAUCGUGUGAUCGUGCCUCAUCGACUGCUACAUUUCGACGAGAGCAUCUUUGGUGCGGAGCCGCACACGUUUCGGCCCGAGCGAUGGCAGCAGAAGGAGAAUCUAGAACGCAGCCCGUCGUGGCGGCCGUUUGGUGGCGGCCAGACCAUGUGCAGCGGCCGCUACCUGGCGCGUUUCUCGGCGACGACCUUUGUGGCGAUGUUGUUGCAGCGCUUCGAUGUGGAGAUGGUGGGCAGUCCGAAGCUGCCUGCGGCAGACGAGGGAAGACCGGUGUUGGGUAUCAUGUCGAUUAAGAAGGGACAUGAUUUCAAUGUCCGACUCUCGCUGAGGAGGAAAGAUAGCUAG
Molecule: messenger RNA, 1611 nt
Organism: Talaromyces stipitatus ATCC 10500
Lineage: Eukaryota; Fungi; Ascomycota; Eurotiomycetes; Eurotiales; Trichocomaceae
Product: cytochrome P450, putative
Exons: 4
Coding region: 1-1611 (536 amino acids)
Molecular function (GO): steroid hydroxylase activity; iron ion binding; heme binding
Source: RefSeq, a predicted model, not a curated record